AUGUCUGUCAACAAACCCACCGACGUGAAGCAAAAGGAGCAGGAUAUCAACCAGAAGCUUCAAUUGUUUGGAAUCUUCCAUGCUUUUAAGAAUAGCAAGCUCCCCUCGGAGCUGUCUGCCGAAGGCAAGGUCCUUGUGAAGGACCUGCGCAAUGUCAUCGACCAAUCCAAGAAGCUGUUGUUGUCUAAGAACGACGGCGAGCUGCUUCAGGACUUUAUCUGGCAAGCCCAGCAGAUCACUGCGGGCGAUGCGAAGGCUCCCAAUGUCCCCGUGACUAAGGACGAUGGAAAACAAGAUGCAAGCAAGGCUGCUGAUGGUCUCAAGACUCUCGGCACGUUGCUCAUCACAAAUGGAGAGUUCCGCAAGAUCUUGAGCGAUGCCACCGUAUUGAUUCGUGACAUCGCCGCGGACGCUUCCCAGAAGGCCGCUAACCAGGUUCGCCCAUCCGAGGAAAAGCUUGCCCAGAUCGAUGAGCCUGCGGAAGAGAACACCUGGCACGAGAAGCCCAACAUCAAUAAGGAUGAUAUCAAGGGAAAGUUCAAGAAGAAUAAGACUGACAAGUCUAGCGUCGGGUCGCCCUCGAUUGCCGAAUCCGAGACCGGUACUGCCGGUGAUGCUUCCUCUGUUACCCCAUCAGAGGCGAGCCGUCGCAAGAAGCUGGCGAGCCAGACCAAGGAGUAUCUGGCCGAUAAGAUCCCGAAAGAGCGUCGCGAGCAGACUAUUUGGCGUCUCAAGAAGAUGAUCAUCGAGGUCCAGGGCCAUGCUGAUUACCAGCAAGCCAUCGAGACCUUGUUGACCAUGGCUGAAAAGUACGCCGGCCACACCAAGACCGCCACCGGCGAGAGCGGCAAUGCCGUCCGCGAUGUUCGUGGCACCGACAGCGUCAAGGCCGUGGAGUACAACCUCCGUACUUUGAUCGAGCGUUUCGCCAACAACACUUCGCUCGCCGACUUCUUCGACUCGCUCAACAACAUUUACCGUGAUGCUGAUAAGGAUCCUGAGCUCCGUGGCUGGUUCUCGAACAUCGAUACUUACAUUCGUAAGUGUCUGCGCGAGCAGGGCUUUAUCAUGGAUGAAGAGAGCAACCGCGAAUGGAAUGUGCUAUACGACAAGGGCCGCUACCUUCUUCGCGAGCGCUACCGUUCCCACACCGAUCGCAUUGUCGACGAGAUCAAGUUCCUUGCCGAGCAAUUUGAUAAGGACCCCCAGAACCACGCUCUCGCUCAGUCGAUCCAGAAGUUGUUUAAGGAUCUUGGCCGUGACACUGAGGGCAAGGUUGUUUUCAAGAAGCACCUGCUCAAGGAUAUUCGUGAUGUCAUUCUGCCCGGCAUCGUUGAAAAUGUCCGCUACAUCCCCAUCCCUCGUAUCGAGGUCUCUGACCCGAUGGUGGAUGUCGUUGUUGAGAACCUUGUCAUUGAGAGCGACAACCUGAUGCCAAACGUUAUCGAGUUUGGUAGCGACAACUACUUCCGUUGGGGCCGCAAGAAGGUUUCCAACAAGCGGAACAACAAGAUCAUGAUCGCUGCAUCCGGUAUCCAGGCCGAUCUUCGUGAUGUCAGCUACCACAUCAAGAAGAAGCAAGGCUUCCCCUCGAUCACUGAUACUGGCGUGAUGGACAUCAUCUUGGGUGGCGACGGUCUGAGCUUCAAGAUUGCGGCAUCCACAGCUGACAAGAAUGACAAGCAGAACUUCGUCAAGCUUGACAAGGUUUCUGUUAGCAUCAAGAACAUGGACAUUAAGUUGAAGAAAUCGAACCACAAGGCUCUGUUUGCCACCUUCAAGCCUAUGCUUUUCCGCGUGGUUCGUCCCGCCCUGCAGAAGGUCGUCGAGGCACAGAUUCGCCAGGCAUUUGCUGAUGGCGAUGCUUUUGCCAAAGAGAUCCACGGCGAAGCCAAGAAGGCCCAGGAGGCUGCGCGUGAGGACCCUGAGAAUGCUCCCAGCAUUUUCUCCCGCUAUGCCGAUGCCAUUCGUGCCCGCACUCAGGCCAAGGCUAAGCAGGCCGAGGGAGUUGUCAAGCGCGACACCAAGGUUCAAACCGUCAUGACCCUGAAUGAAUCUAUCUUCCCCGACAUCAAACUGCCCGGUGGUAUCUCAAACAAAGCUACUGAGUAUGCCGAGCUUGCCAGCAAGGGAGACCGUUGGGAGUCACCCAUUUUCAGCAUCGGUGCGGCUUCUGAGUCUAGCGACAUCCCCUCCCAAGGUCCAGUCACUCGCAAGACCCACACCACCGCGGAUGGCGUUGCCUCUGCAGGUGCUGCUGUGGGUGGUGGUGCCGCCGGCACUGCUGCUGCUGCGGGUGUCUCUGGCGCUGCUGCCAAUGCUACCAACGGCACCAAGGUGGACAGCUACCCAUCCCGUGGCUUCUCCGAUGAGGUUGAUCAGGCUUUUGUCAACGGAAAGACCUCUCACCUCAGCGAUGGCGUUAAGACAACCACUAAUGGUACCACUCACACCAACGGUGCUACCCAUGUCACAAACGGAUCUGAUCGAAUCGGUUAA
Penicillium cosmopolitanum is the source of this 2499-nucleotide messenger RNA. RefSeq lists its product as uncharacterized. Bases 1 to 2499 code for a protein of 832 amino acids. The transcript is spliced from 7 exons. The record is from RefSeq and is a predicted model, not a curated record. NCBI's taxonomy places the organism in Eukaryota, Fungi, Ascomycota, Eurotiomycetes, Eurotiales, Aspergillaceae.